Messenger RNA from Monodelphis domestica (gray short-tailed opossum), 6504 nucleotides. RefSeq names its product ADAM metallopeptidase with thrombospondin type 1 motif 3 (gene ADAMTS3). Gene Ontology annotation, cellular component: extracellular matrix. Gene Ontology annotation, molecular function: metalloendopeptidase activity. NCBI's taxonomy places the organism in Eukaryota, Metazoa, Chordata, Mammalia, Didelphimorphia, Didelphidae. The record is from RefSeq and is a predicted model, not a curated record. Gene Ontology annotation, biological process: extracellular matrix organization; proteolysis.
CAGACUACAGCUCCAAGAGCCACGAGAGUCGGCGGCGAGGGGCGCUCUCUUUCCUCAGCUCCCCCAACCCCCACCCCGCGCCUCCCGCCCCCGCCCCCGGGGCUGGCUGCCUCCCUCCCUCUGCCUCUUUCUCUCCCUCUUUUCUCUUCUUUCUCUUUUGCUAACGCCAGACCCAGGCGUCCUCGGCUCUGCCUGGAGGGACCAGGGCCGAUUGAAAAACGCAGGGCAAAACCCAACUAAAACCCAACUGCUUAGGGCUAUCGCUGAGAGCCGCCCCUCAGCCCUCUCCUCCUCCUUCCUGACCAGCCUCUCUUCUCUCUUUCUCUCUCACUCACUCACUCACUCACUCACUCACUCUCCUUUUUUCUCCUUCUUGCACACUGGGUUUAAGAGGAAAGGGGGGAGAGAAGCUGCAGAGGAGGAGGAGGGGGAGGGGUGGGGAAGGAGGCUGGGAUAAAAGCUCAAAUUUCAUUUUCGGUGAAGGAAAGCACAGAAGAGCAAGUCUUUUUUUAUUUUUUUAUUUUUUUCCCUUUUUUAAAAAGGAAACUUUUUUGGGUUGUUGUUGUUGCUCCCCCUCCCCCCGCCCCCUUCUGGGGAGUUUUGCUUUGCCCAAGUAGUUGAAAAGUGAAAUCGACUCGUGAUGGUCCUCCUGUCACUUUGGUUGGUAGCAGCCGCUCUGAUAGAGGUUAGGACUUCAGCUGAUGGACAAGCGGGUAAUGAAGGAGUGGUGCCAAUAGAUUUGCCAAAAAAGCAAUCUAGAGAAUACGAGUUGGUCACUCCCAUCAGCACCAACCUCCAGGGGCACUACCUCUCCCACAUUCUUUCUGCAAGUCAUAAAAAAAGAGUACCAAGGGAUGCGUCUUCCACCCCAGAACAAUUGUUUUUCAACGUGACAGCUUUUGGAAGAGACUUUCACCUCCGGCUGAAGCCAAAUACUCAAUUAGUAGCACCAGGGGCCAUGGUGGAGUGGCACAAGACCUCUGUGGUCACUGAGGAUAGACCCAGCCAUGUAAAUGAUAGUCAGCCUGGACGUGAUUCAGAAAGGAUUUGGAAAAGAGAACCUUUAUGGACCAACUGUGCUUAUGUUGGAGACGUAACAGAUAUCCCAGGAACUUCUGUUGCCAUUAGCAACUGUGAUGGUCUGGCUGGAAUGAUAAGGACAGAUGAUGAUGAGUAUUUCAUUGAACCUUUGGAAAAAGGUAAACAGAAGGAAGAAGAAAGAGGAAGGAUUCAUGUAGUCUACAAGAGAUCAUCAGUCAAACAUGUACCCUUUGACAUGUCCAAAGACUUCCUAUACAGAGGACCUGAGUGGGAGGGCCUUGAUGAUCUCAGUACUAGUUAUGGCUACUUUGAGCAACAACUGAAUGAAACAAUGAGGCGACGAAGGCACGCGGGAGAUGAUGACCACAACAUUGAGGUGCUUUUAGGAGUGGAUGAUUCCGUAGUCCGCUUCCAUGGCAAAGAACAUGUCCAGAACUACCUCCUUACCCUCAUGAACAUUGUUAAUGAAAUUUACCAUGAUGAGUCACUUGGGGUGCAUAUCAAUGUUGUGCUGGUACGCAUGAUAAUGCUGGGCUAUACCAAGUCUAUCAGUCUCAUUGAAAGAGGAAAUCCAUCUAGGAGUCUGGAGAAUGUAUGUCGCUGGGCAUGCCAGCAGCAGAAAUCGGAUCCCAACCAUCCUGAACACCAUGAUCAUGCCAUUUUUUUAACGAGGCAAGACUUUGGCCCUGCUGGUAUGCAAGGGUAUGCACCAGUGACUGGAAUGUGUCAUCCAGUAAGAAGCUGUACCUUAAAUCAUGAGGAUGGUUUCUCAUCAGCCUUUGUAGUAGCCCAUGAAACUGGCCAUGUGUUAGGAAUGGAGCAUGAUGGUCAAGGAAACAGGUGUGGUGAUGAGACAGCAAUGGGAAGUGUCAUGGCACCUUUGGUACAGGCAGCAUUUCAUCGCUAUCACUGGUCCCGGUGCAGCGGCCAGGAAUUAAAAAGAUAUAUACAUUCCUAUGACUGUCUUCUUGAUGACCCUUUUGAACAUGAUUGGCCCAAACUCCCAGAAUUGCCAGGAAUCAAUUAUUCCAUGGAUGAACAAUGUCGCUUUGAUUUUGGUGUUGGGUACAAAAUGUGUACUGCGUUCCGAACCUUUGACCCAUGUAAACAGCUAUGGUGUAGCCAUCCAGAUAAUCCCUACUUCUGUAAGACUAAGAAAGGACCCCCACUUGAUGGGACUGAGUGUGCCCCUGGGAAAUGGUGCUACAAGGGUCACUGCAUGUGGAAGAAUGCUAACCAGGAGAAGCAGGAUGGAAACUGGGGAUCCUGGACCAAAUUUGGCUCAUGUUCCCGGACAUGUGGGACAGGUGUUCGCUUCAGGACCCGCCAGUGUAAUAACCCAAUGCCAAUCAAUGGUGGUCAGGAUUGCCCUGGUGUUAAUUUUGAGUACCAGCUUUGUAACACUGAAGAGUGCUCAAAGCACUUUGAGGACUUCAGAGCCCAGCAAUGCCAGCAGAGGAACUCCCACUUUGAGUAUCAGAACAGCAAGCACCACUGGCUGCCCUUUGAGCAUGCGGAUGCCAACAAAAGAUGCCACCUUUACUGCCAAUCCAAAGAGACAGGAGAUGUUGCUUAUAUGAAACAGCUGGUGCAUGAUGGAACCCGUUGUUCUUACAAAGACCCAUAUAGCAUAUGUGUGCGAGGAGAAUGUGUGAAAGUAGGCUGCGAUAAAGAGAUUGGUUCCAAUAAGGUCGAAGAUAAAUGUGGAGUCUGUGGAGGAGAUAAUUCUCAUUGUCGCACUGUGAAAGGAACAUUUACCAGAACUCCCAAGAAGCCUGGGUACCUUAAGAUGUUUGAUAUUCCCCCUGGUGCUAGACAUGUGUUAAUACAGGAAGAUGAAGCUUCUCCUCAUGUCCUUGCUAUCAAGAACCUGGCAACAGGACACUAUAUUUUAAAUGGCAGAGGGGAGGAAGCAAAGUCUCGGACAUUCAUUGAUCUUGGCGUUGAGUGGGAUUACAAUAUAGAAGAUGACAUUGAGACUCUUCACACAGAUGGACCUUUACAUGACUCUGUCAUUGUUUUGAUUAUUCCUCAGGAGAAUGACACACGUUCCAGCUUGACAUACAAGUAUAUCAUUCAUGAAGACUCGGUACCCACCAUAAACAGCAAUAAUGUAAUUCAGGAAGAAUUAGAUACUUUUGAGUGGGCUUUGAAGAGCUGGUCUCAGUGUUCAGAACCCUGUGGUGGGGGUUCCCAGUACACCAAAUAUGGAUGCCGCAGGAAGAGUGAUAAUAAAAUGGUACAUCGCAGCUUCUGUGAAGUCAGUAAAAAGCCCAAACCCAUUCGUAGAAUGUGCAAUCUUCAGGAAUGCACACAUCCCCUCUGGGUGGCUGAUGAAUGGGAAUAUUGUACCAAAACCUGUGGGAGUUCUGGUUAUCAGCUCCGUACAGUACGAUGCCUUCAGCCUCUCCAGGAUGGAACCAACCGUUCUGUGCACAGCAAAUACUGUUUAGGAGAACGUCCAGAAACCCGUCGACCAUGUAACAGAUUGCCGUGUCCCGCCCAAUGGAAAACAGGGCCCUGGAGUGAGUGUUCAGUAACUUGUGGAGAAGGAACUGAAACAAGACAAGUCAUCUGCAAGACUGGAGACAAAUGUAAUGGCGAAAAACCCCUCUCAGUGAGAGGCUGUAAGCUUGCUGCUUGUAAUGAUGAGCCGUGCUUGGGAGAUAAAUCAAUCUUUUGUCAAAUGGAGGUCUUGGCACGGUAUUGUUCUAUUCCAGGUUACAACAAACUCUGCUGUGAGUCUUGUGGCAAGCGCAGUAGUACGCUUCCCCCACCGUACCUUACAGAUGCUGCUGAAACUAAUGAUGGUGCUAUUUAUCACCCCAGUGACUUCCCUAGAUCCUUAGUAAUGCCAACACCUCUGAUACCUUAUCGUGUGGGGCCCAUGGGCAAGAAGAAAUCCUUGAGUAGGAUGCCCUCCUCUGAAGAGAACUCACGCAUAUACACAGACAAUAAACCUUAUGGUGCUAACAUAUCCCAGAGGAGAGCUCACCAAACAGAAAGCAAGACCUUGAGACUAGACCAAGUACCACCCCCACCUUCUACUUCUCAGGUGGCAUUUCCUGCUGUGGCAAUAAAUGCUUCCUCAGGUGCUUUAUCUGCAGUAAAAACCUCAAGGAAGAAUGAGAAGGCAGAUGACCAGAGAUAUCCUUUAAGACCAUCUACCGUGGAAAGAUGAGAAAACUAAUUUUGAAAGGGUAGAAACCAUAGGAAAAUCUGGACACCCCAUGGUGCAUACUGCUUUUGUUGAAAGAACUCUCCGCAGGUCAUCAACUCAUUCAUUUUAUGUGUAAAUGGAAGAGCAAAAAGUGCUGGUUCACUUUUUAACUGCUUUCCUCCUCCUUUCAUUCUCCAUUGUCUGAUUAGCUUGAAUUUAUUGGAAGAAAGCACCAAAGAUUAUUAGCAGAAGUGAAAAUGAGUUGCUGAGUGUAUCAGCCUUUCCCUAAUACAGAAAAAGGGUGGCUGGAACCAAUUUUGCACAUCAGCUGAUUUUUUAUUUUUUAAAAAAUCACAUGUAAAAAAUAAACCAGAGGUAUGAAAUGUUUACAUGUCCACAAAAUAUUUUGGAAAUGGAACAAGAGAAUCCAUAGACUUGUAUUCCUAUUUAUCUAUAUAACAGAUAUUAUAUGAGCAAAUUUGCAGCUGUUGUGUAAAUACUGUAUAUUGCAAAAUCAGUAUUAUUUUAAGAGAUAUGUUCUCAAACAAUUGUUUACUCUAUUACAUUUCAAGAUAUUCUAGGUGCCAGCCAUUGCGUACUGACUACCUUACUGACAUUCCAAGAGUUGAUUUUUAAAAUAGCCUAACAUAUAGAGGACCUCCAGUUUAAUAUGAAUUGGAGAGAAUUGGAAAUGCAAAGGGUUUGGUUGGGUCAACAGUGUGAUGCUUUAAAGAAAAUUAAACAAGAGAUAGAGAAAUCCCAAUCCAAAUUAGCAUGGAAAGUCCAUGGACAAGUCUCCAUGGCAAGAGAAAAAGCUAUUAAACAUGAAUGUUUCUGUGUGUGAAACAAGUAUAUAGAACUUAACUACUUUGGUCUCAACAAGCACUACGUAAGUUUGGGUAACCAUGUGUCUUCUCAUUUUUCAUGCUCCCCCCUCCAAAUGAAAAAAGAAUAUUUUCUCAAGUGUGAAGAGUAGUCAUCUGGAUAUUUUAUAAACUGUGCUGUUCACAGGGGAAAAGAUUUUUAGGAAAAGUUGUUUGAUCCCUGAAAGUCAAGAGAACCAUCACCAAUCCAAAAGAGGCAUUCAUGCACACUGCCAAGAAGACAUGGCAAAAGAAGGGGUUGGAGGAGAGAAGAUAUUUAAGGAAGAUUCAGUUAAAUGAUGAGAUAUGUUCAGAAUAGUGGCAACGGCACCCACCACCAUUCAUCUAAGUGCAAAUCGAAUACCAUGAAUAAUUCGUGUCCAUUUUCACUUUUCCUACCAGAAAGUCAACUACACUAGCAAGCAGAUGUAAAGUACAUGUAAAUAGAAUUCAGAACUGAAGAUAUUUAUUAAAAGUUGAGGUUUUCCUGAUAGUAUUUUUAUGUAAUAAAUAUUUACACUAAUAGCAGUAACAUUGUGGUAAAAAUAGAGAUAUCUAAUUAGAGACAUAUAUUAUACUGUAUACCUAGAACAGAAAUUUAAGCUAACUAAACUACUGUAGUUGAAUCCUUGAAGUCAAUUUGAGAAAAAAAUUCUGAUGGUGACUACAAACACUUCACAUUUUUAAAGUCAAUUGAUCCAAUUUUGAUGAAACUCACCUUCUUCAAAAAAUAAAAACGACUAAAAAUACUUCAUCCUAUGACAACCUAAGUUGAAAAUAUAGUUAAGUGAAACCGUGAAAUUAUAGCAUUGCUAUGACAUAGAUUCAAAUAAAUUCAAAUUGAAUAUGAAUUCAUCUUGGAAAGGAAGAGAGAGAAUGGAAAGUUUAAGGAUUAUGAUUUUCCAGGUCCAUUGUUUGCGUACAGAUCUAUAAGCCAUCUGUGCGAGCGUACCUAAUGUAAACUCGAAUGUAAUUUGGUUACUACCAGAAAGACCAGGAUGUAGGCUCAUGGCGCUCUGUCACAAGGACUUUGUAAGCUAGCCUACUCAACGUUAACUCAGUACCUCUCACAAACUGCUGCUGCUUUAUGCAAGCCAUUUGAAGGUCAAAGUAAUUUAGUGAGCUGUAGAUGUUUUUUACAAGACCGUCCCUGAGCCUCAAAGAGACCAAUAAGAUGUUUAUUUUUUCCUCAUGCUGGUCCAGAAACACAACUCUCUCUAUGUUGCUGAGGUGUCAGAAUUUGUCUAUAUACACAGGGGCAUAUACAGAUCUAUGUGGGCAUACAUGCACCUCCAAUAAAGAUGUAUAUAUUAUUUCCAUUCCAAAUCUUUGGACUUUCUUUUGUACCGAGCUCAAAUUUCUUGUUCAUAGAAGUGUACACUACUGAUGCUAUUUGUUGUAUUGGGGAGCAUGUAGCAAUAAAAAUGUUAACAAAAUCCA